GAGAGGUUACAAGCAACCAAGGCUUCAAGGGAUCAAGGAUGUCCACCUGGAACUCCAUCUGUUCCCGAGAGGUCUCAGAUGACUACUCCACCUGGAGCUCCUCAUGAGAAGUUUGAUGCCCCAGAAAAUGCAGAGGCCAUUUGGGGUUCAAGACCUUCAUUGAGUCCACCAAUGUGUCCUCAAGCCAAAGGAGAGCGGGCUUGUCUCGAGAAAGGGCUAGGAAUGGUCAAGGAGAGGAUCAUCCAACAUCUUCUGCCAGUUGACGGAGAUGGCCUUGAAGUGAUGCAGAUGGACUCGCUUGAGAGAACGCAAGGCACGACUGAGACAAAAAGGCUGAACGGAGGUGGUGCUUCCAAGGUGGGAUUUGGGGAGAAGGACCCUUCUGCGCCACCGGCCCGCGCCUUCUCUGGAGGCCGGUCAGUCCCCCUGGUUGAAGCUCCGAAGGCCUCUUCUCAGAAGAACCAGCCAGAAGGAAACAGUCGUGAGAAGAAACCUCUAAAGCGCCAACCUGGACGAGACAGCCGGGCCUUCCCAGCACAGCGCCAGGCAUCUGCUUUUCCUUCCCCGUCAGUUAAUUUGCCCCCCGGAAAAGCCGCCCCUGCAGAAGAUCUCUCCGAGCCCACAGAUUCAAACAGCCAGUGGAGUGAGAUCAGCCAGUUCUAUGGAGGAUCCAGUUCCUUUGGCCACCUUAGCCUGACUCUGGUGGAACAAUCUUUGAGGGAGGAGGAGCUGCGAGCCCGUCACCAGAGUGCCCUCCUCCGGCUGCGUGAAAAGGCCCUCCAGGAGAAGGCCCAGGCUGAGCUGGCUUGGCUGGAACACGGGGAGCGCUGCCCAAAUGGCUUGCAGGGAACAGGAGGCCCAUCAUCCACAGCCAAGAAGCAGCUCUCCAUCCUAACCAAGUUGAAGCAAGAGCAGGCAGAAAUCAAGCAUCUGCAGAACAUCGGCCGGGCUGCCCAUCAGGAACGCAAACUCCUCCUCCAACAGCAAAAGGACCUCUUAGAGGUUCAGAAGACAACCACACAGCUCUGGCUACAGCUGGCUGGGAAGCUGCCCCACCAGGUUGCUGGGAAUCCCAACCCUCAAGGAGCUGCAAUGCUUGAGAAAGGAAAGGUGGAAACAUCUUUCGAACCCGGUCCUCUUAUUGCAACCCAUCCAGGGGGAUUUGAAGGCAGAAGCCGCCAUGCUGUGGACAAGAAGCAUCGGGCUGAGCCCAAGGAAACCUUGCCACGAGAGAAUCAGGUGGCAGAAGGAUUCUCAGAGUGGAAGCCAGGAAUGGGAGAUCCACCUAAGGUCUUGGAUCUAUAUGAUUCUUCUGGUGAAAGAUCCCAGAAUCCAGCCCUCAGUGAUGGAAGAACAGCAGGUCGCUUGGCCAGCCAAGAAGAAAAAGAACACAAUAAUGGAACUGGUUUGACCAAGAAUUCCCAAGAAGACCAUCCUGGUUAUCCGUUGGACAAAAGCCCAGAAGGUUUGGCUUCUACAGGAUCUUCCUCCAAACUUCAUGGUUUCUCUCCAUAUCCAGAGACGUCACCGUCUGGUCUUGAAUUUUAUAAGGCCAAUGCAAUUCUAGUCAAUCUUUCUGGAAGUUCUCUUUCCCCCUCAGAUUUAGAAGAGGAUGACCUGCAAGACACAGAUGUCAGCCUUCCUGAAGAAUUUGUCUUCCAGGAACAAUUGCCUGAUAACUUCAAUGACUCUAUGCAUCACGGAACUCCAGUAAUGCCAAGGAUAGUAAUAAAUAGAGCAAACACGUUAUCAUCCACUGAGAAGAAACCUCACGUGCAAAUUUCUGGUGGUGAUCUUGGGUCAGAGGACUUAUGUAUUCUGUAUAGCCAGGAAAAGGUUUGGGAAGAUGCACCUGAAACAGAACAGUUGGUUGAAUCUGGAUCUAUCAUAUUACUGAACAGUGGAAGGCUGCAAAGGUCCUGCUCUCCUUUGACAAAAAAGGAUCACAUUCAUACACCCACUUUCAGAAGCAGUGCAACUUCUUUGAACAUUUCUGAUGGGUUCCCUGGGGCAGAAAAUGAUGGUGGGAACAAGAUGACUUCUCAAAAUCCAGUUGACCCAGGGGUUUUCUCAUCCACCAAUGUUCCUUUGCAGAGUCCUGAGGAUCAAGGAGCACAGGACCCCGUGCCUUUUUUUAACGGAGCUGAAGAAGAUGGUGAGGAUGGAAACACAUCUCAUUUUGGUAGCAAGAAUGCAACUGUGACUCUGGCGCCAGAUGUUUCCCUGACCAUCAGCACACCCCAAGAUUCUGAGGUCCUAACGCACGGCCAAAAGCAUUCAUUUUGUCUUACAUUUCCAGAUUCUUCUGAUCACUUGCUAGUUUCAGAUGGGAAAACUGGUUAUGCCAACUGUUCAGCGGAUGAGUGUCUAUCCAACAGACCAAAUGAAAUCACUCUCCGACUCAACAAAACAUCCCUGGGCAGCAUGGACACAGCUAAGGAAAAUCAAAAUAGUUCUUCAACUGAGAACCAAAAUACAAAUAAAGCUGGGAUAGUAACAGUUGGUUUAAGUUCUUCCCAAAGGGGUCUCCUGAAAAAUGAAGGUGAUGCCAUGCAUUUAAGCAACACAUUUCUUCCUGAAUUGGAGGAUGAUAUACUGUCUCCGGUUGAUGAAGUGUUGACUUAUGGAAGCAGUGAUCUCCCAUCUUCUACUGAAAAGGAUGCCUCUUCUUGGAGCACAGAUCUUCCAGCUCCCCCUGAAAACCUAACUGGAAAAGACGAUGAGACCAACUCUAGCCUCCUUGGUUUCCCUUCUCCGCCUGAUCCACUGGUGUCUUCUGAGGCUGAAGAACUUUCUCCACCUUGCAACCUCAUAGCAGAAGGUUUAGUGUCCUCUCCUCAUGCCUGAGCAGAUUUCCUUCCAUUCUCAAGUUCUCUUUGGACCAAAGAAGUCCAUUUAGUGAGAACUUCACCAAAGACAUAUGAAGGGAGGGAGACACUCCACCUUCCACUGAUCAGAUGGAUGAGAGGGGCUUUCACAGGCAAAGAUCUCACCAUCUGAAGAAUGCUGAACUUGAUCCUUUGAUAUCAUUUGACUUUGGGAAGUGUAUAUAAUGGAAAUCAUGCAAAUUUGGAGGCCACAAUCUCCUUAAAAAAAUAUUUUGAGCACGUGGCGUGCUAGUUCAACCACAUUUAUAUAUGCUCAGGACUCUCCAUUUUUGUGAGCAGCCCUAAUGAAAUAUCAUUCCUUUUAGAAGCAACUAUAUACAGUUUAUGCCUUUCUGGAGACAAAGGACACAUCAAAUAAGAAAAUAUAUUUGGGCAGGGGGAGGAGACUCAUGAGGUGCAAGGCUUCAGGAGAAGGAGAAGAAGAAGGAUAGAGAAGGAUCAGAAAAGAAAAUCUGCAGCAGGCAUGAAUGGGAAGGUAAACGGUAGGUAGAGAAUGGGUUGUGAAAAGGUGUUUUAUGUCCAAAAAAUAUAUGUGCAAAACACAAAGAGGAAAAACGAAUAAGUCUCACUUGAUUAUAAUUUAAUUUGGGGCACUUUUUUUUG
Molecule: messenger RNA, 3491 nt
Organism: Python bivittatus (Burmese python)
Lineage: Eukaryota; Metazoa; Chordata; Lepidosauria; Squamata; Pythonidae
Gene: CCDC187
Product: coiled-coil domain containing 187
Biological process (GO): microtubule anchoring
Cellular component (GO): centrosome
Molecular function (GO): microtubule binding
Source: RefSeq, a predicted model, not a curated record